This is a messenger RNA of Xenia sp. Carnegie-2017, 3678 nucleotides long. RefSeq names its product structural maintenance of chromosomes protein 6-like. Gene Ontology annotation, biological process: double-strand break repair via homologous recombination. NCBI's taxonomy places the organism in Eukaryota, Metazoa, Cnidaria, Anthozoa, Malacalcyonacea, Xeniidae. Gene Ontology annotation, molecular function: single-stranded DNA binding; damaged DNA binding. The record is from RefSeq and is a predicted model, not a curated record. Gene Ontology annotation, cellular component: site of double-strand break; nucleus; Smc5-Smc6 complex.
CUCCAUGCGAAGGAUUCAAAAUUUUCAACAUGUCUUGAAAACGACAACAAUUCGGGAAUUUUCGUAGUUUUCUGGCUAAAAUUCUCAUAGAAGCUUCAUAAAAAUGUCAAAGAGAAAGAGUAAGAGCGAAGAUAGCGACAGAUUUGGUUCAAAGCGUUCGCGUAUUCUUGAAAGUGACGAGGAAAAUGAUGUUCAUGUUGAAAAUAAUCAGGUCGAUGAUGGUAUUCAGUCGUCCGACAGUGAUUGUGAUGACAAUUGUUCACAGAACCCAGGUUUUAUUUCAGAACAGAAUAUUGAGGCUGAAAAUGGGAUUAUUGAAGAAAUUGUUUUGCAAAACUUUAUGUGUCAUUCUCAUCUAACGGUACCAUUGUCCUCUAACGUUAACUUUAUAAUUGGUCGUAAUGGAAGUGGUAAGAGUGCAAUCAUGACAGCCAUAGUUGUUGGAUUGGGUGGAAAGGCCAGCACAAACCGAGGAAAUUCUUUGAAAGGUUUUAUUAAAGAUAAAUGCAGUUCUGCUGUGAUUAAAAUUAAGCUGAAGAAUGGUGGUCGAGAUGCGUACAAACCCAGCGAGUAUGGGCCCCGCAUUAUUGUCGAACGGAGAAUAAACAGCGAUGGUGCUGGAUCGUAUAAAAUAUGCGAUGCUAAAGGAAACGUCGUUUGUCAGAAAAAGAACGAGCUAAGUCAUAUACUCGACCAGUUUAACAUUCAGAUCGAUAAUCCAGUUUCAAUUUUGAAUCAAGACACCAGCAGGAACUUUUUGUACGCAUCUGAUCCGAAAAAGAAAUACAAAUUCUUUCUAAAGGCGACACAACUGGAGCAAAUGAGCAACGAUUACGUUGUUAUUAAAGAACAUCAGAAGAUUAUGUCUUUAACAUUGCAGAAAAAGAAAGAGACAAUUCCUGAGAUGGAAAAGGAAGUUCGACAACUCCAAGAAAAAUAUCGUGAUCUGGAGCAGUUAAAGGUCCUCGAGGUAAAGAUCGAGGAUCUGAAGAAGGAAAUAGCUUGGGCACAAGUUAUGGAAAAAGAAAAGGAAAUGAAACCAAUUACAGGAAAGAUAAAAUCUGAGAAGGAAAGACUUCCAAAAUACCAGGAAAAAUUGAAGAAUGUCAGAAAUGAACUGUCUGAAAUAUCUACGUUAAGUGAUGAGCUAACGAUUAAGCAAGAAGCGAUAAAUGGUGAAAUGAAGCUAAUGAAACAUAAAGCUCGAUCUCAUCUGAAUGAUAUGAAGAAGUCCGAGAAAGAGUUGGAAAACACGCAGCAAGAGAAACAUGAAUUAGAGCGACGAAUAGCGGACAUCACAUCGAAUGCAAUGAGGGACAUUGAAUCGGAGAGACUGGAAAGGUUGUGCGAGAAAAAGGAAGCGCUUCAAUCCGCUCAGUUUCAACUAAAUACAACGAAUCAUCAUAAAACCCAACUUGAAGGCAAUGUGACACGUUUAAACGAUCAGUUGUAUCUGUUAAGAAAUAACGUGAGCGAUGCAAGGAAAAACGUGGAUCAAACAACAAGAAGACUUGAUGAGCUCCGAGAGGGUCGGAAAGAUUCCUUAAAACGUUUUGGUAGAAGAGUACCAGAACUUUUACUCAAGAUUGAAACUGCUGUUAAAUCAGGAAGUUUUCAUAAGCCACCGAGGGGACCAAUUGGUGCACGUAUCAAUCUUCAACAGGAAAACUGGGCGAUUGCAGUGGAAACAUGCUUAAAAGGUCUGGCUUUCGCCUUUUGUUGCACAGACACACACGAUGCAGCAGUGCUAAGAAAUCUUAUGAAGACAUUAUAUGACUCGAACAGAAUGCCUCAGGUCGUGGUCUCCAGGUUUCAGAGAUUUUUAUAUUCAUUUCGCAUUACACUUAUAUUGUUGGUGAUUUGUUUUGUUUUCACUUUAGGAUGCUUUUAUGAUGUAUCAAGAAAUAAACCGCGAUGUUCAUAUCCUACAGUCAUGGAUGUUCUGCAGAUUGAUGAUCCUGUCAUAUUUAAUUGUAUUGUUGAUCAGACUAGUGCUGAAUGUGUUUUGCUCAUCGAGAAUCCCGCAGAAGCCAGAGACGUAAUGUUCAAUCGUACUCCUGAAAAAGCUAAAAUGGCGUUUGCAGGAAAUGGAGAUCAAAUAUUUGGCGGAAGGAGUGCGAAGUCGUAUGCUUACACGGGUAACGGAAGUACCUAUCUUCGUGGAAAUAUCGAUGACCAAAUAAGUCGAGUGGAGCAACAGCUGUCAGAAGAAAGUGAUAAGUACAACCUGCUACGAGGUGACCUUGAUCAUUACAAUAGGCAAUUGAGGGAAUUUCAAGCUGAGUUGAAGAAAAGUAAAAUGAAGAGUUUGAAAGAUCAGGAAAUACACAAUAAGAUAUUGCAGGAAGUAACUGAACUCGAACAGUUCGAGGAAGAAGCUCUUCCAGAUGUCACUGUUUUGCAAGAAGAUGUAAACACCUUAACUCAGAGAAUUGACAAACUAACCUCACAGAGUGACGCAAAAUCGAAAGAAUAUUUGAAAGUCAAGAAAACUUUAGAGGAAAAAACUAAGGAGUCAAAUGAACACAAAUUAAAGAUACAAGAAGUGAUAGGAAAAGCCGAGCCACUUACGUUGCGUUUGAAUACAAUUGAAAGCGAGUUAGCGACAGUCAAAAGCCACCGCAAACAUUACGAAGGCAAGAAGAAUGAAUUACAAAUGAAGAUUGGUCAUCUCGAGGGCGAGUUGGCACGUAUAACUGAAGAUGCUCAGAAAACUGCAAGCAUGGCUACUGAAUAUUGUGAACGUGUUGAGACCAAGAGAACAGUGAAGAGUCUGGAAAGUGAAAUCUCACAAGCUGAGAGGAGAUUGAGAGCAGAACAACAAAGCCGUGGCAGAGUUGAGGUAAUCACUAGACAGUUUUCUGAAGCGAAGCAACGUUUGGAUGAUGUGAAGGCUUCAAUGAAAAGCAUGGCAACUUUUUGUAAGAAACUUGGAAGAAUGCUUGAAGAUCGAUUAUGCGCAUACAGUUCAUAUAGAAAAUUCAUCACUCUUCGAGCUAAUAUGCUAUUUCAAAUGAUGUUGUCACAACGUGGAUACUCCGGAAAAUUGAAACUGAAACACAAAAAAGAAGAGUUACAUUUAUUGGUGGACGUUGAUCAGGCAAAGAAAGGUGAUAAUAAAAGCACAAAAUCUCUCUCUGGUGGAGAAAGAUCCUUUGCUACAGUAUCUUUCAUCAUGGCACUUUGGGACGCUAUGGAAGCACCGUUCAGGUGUCUUGAUGAAUUUGAUGUCUUUAUGGACAUGGUGAACAGAAGAAUUAGUAUGGAUUCUAUUAUGAAAGUGGCUAAGGAACAGCAUCACAGACAGUUCAUCCUGCUCACUCCUCAAGACAUGAGUAACGUUGGACAGACUAACCGUGUUAAAAUAUUCAAACUACAAGACCCUGACAGAGGACAAACGACAUUGCCAUUUCGGCCUGUGUGAUAAGAGUUGCUGUGUGAUGGCAAUCCCUGUUAAAUAAUGAUUCCUGUGUGUCAUCGUUCAGUUCUUAUGAAUAUCAUAAAUUUAAGCUAUAAAUUCAUGCAAACAUCACAUUUGUUUAUAUGAGGAAGGGAAAAAUCAAUGAAAUGAAGGAUACAAUUCUGAUUUUGUAAAAUAGGCGUGGGUGAAAAGUCUCGCUAUCCAAUCCUCUGCUUCCGCUUUGAGAUGCAAAUAUUAAGGAUAAUUACCUUGUUUUU